This is a messenger RNA of Drosophila nasuta, 1981 nucleotides long. Its product is annotated as phospholipase A1 member A. Bases 128 to 1561 code for a protein of 477 amino acids. Gene Ontology annotation, molecular function: serine hydrolase activity; lipase activity. The record is from RefSeq and is a predicted model, not a curated record. Gene Ontology annotation, biological process: lipid catabolic process. The transcript has 4 exons. NCBI's taxonomy places the organism in Eukaryota, Metazoa, Arthropoda, Insecta, Diptera, Drosophilidae.
GCACGAGUACUCAUUAUAUUUUUGGCCAAAUUGGUUAAGUGGCUCGAGUGCCGGCAUUCAGUUUCUCCAACAUUUGCUGACAAUGCACACACAGCUAUAACUCGAGCUUAAGAAAUUCCAAAAACACAUGUUGCACUUCACCAUGAACAACAGAUUGCUGAGAUUAUUAAGCUGCCUGCUUUUGGUUAGCAGCUGCUGUUGCCAGUACGAAGACGAUGAAUAUCAGCGCACUUUCAAUUCGGAAGCCACAACUCUUUCACCAUCUCCGAUUGCUGAACCACAACCUGCUGCCAAUCGCGAUAUCACAAUUGGACCCUGCAAGUGGGCCAUUGGACGCAGUUGCCCCGAUCCGGAUAUUAAAUACUAUAUCUAUACGCGACACAAUCUGAUGGAUCGUCAGAGUCUGCAGAUCGAUGAAACUAUGGAAAAAUCCAAUCUUACCAGCUCGUUUUUCAAUCCACGACAUCCCACCAAAAUAUUGAUUCAUGGCUACAACUCGGAUAUGUUUCUCAAUCCACUGCAACGCAUGCGAGAUGAAUAUUUGGCCAAAGGUGACUACAACAUCUUCUACGUGGACUGGAGCGUGCUCUCGCCAGGACCUUGCUACAUUAGUGCCGUGCACAACACACGCCAGGCAGGAACAUGUGCGGCCCAGCUUGUGGAGCGACUGGUGGAGACGGGAAACACGGAUAUACAUAUCAUUGGCUUCUCGCUGGGUGCACAAGUGCCCAACUUUCUUGCACGCACGCUGAAAUCCUUUAAGCUGCCACGCAUUACAGGCUUGGACCCGGCGAUGCCGCUCUUCAUUACAGCCGGAGCCAAUGACAAACUGGAUCCGAGUGAUGCGGACUUUGUGGACGUGAUUCACACUAAUGCGAUGGUGCAGGGCAAACUGGAGCGAUGUGGACAUGCGGAUUUCUAUAUGAAUGGAGGCAUCUCACAGCCAGGCUGCACCGGCUGGAUGAAUUCAUUUGCUUGCAGCCAUCAGCGCGCCACGGCUUAUUAUCUGGAGUCGAUACGCUCACCCAAGGGCUUCUGGGGCUGGUCAUGCAGUGGCUAUAUCUCAUAUCUGCUCGGCAUGUGUCCGGCCACAAAUUAUCUGUUGGAGGCGGGCGACAACACGCGUCCCAGCACACGGGGCAUGUUCCUCAUCGACACCAACGACACCUCACCCUAUGCCUUGGGCAAGUGGACAGAUUUGCCCACGUUGGGCGUGAAGCGUCCUCACAUGCCACCGCAUUCGUUGCGGCUGCCACAGCAGAACGUUGAUCCACUGCUGCAGCACAUCGAUCAGUUUGGGAAACUCUCUGGCAACUUUAACAAUCUGCCCGACGAUCCCAGCCAUCCGCAGAAUCUUUACGAACACUGGACCAGCUAUAGUCCGCCCAUUCAGAAGGAGAAGGAGAACUUCAACUCGGUUGAGGAGCAGGAUUCAUCGUCAGAGUUCGAGGACCUCGAUAAUCGUAAUUUGCAGUCGCCAGUCAAUUGGUGGAAUUAUCGCCGCAAUCUUACACACGGCUAUAUAGAUAAUCAUAUUUUUGGCAUGCCGAAGGUGCAUUAAUCCCAUUCCACUACAGACGCUAAUCCUCCUUGCCCUUCCCCCAUGUACAUACAUAUGCAUAAUUCCAGUUUGCUCACUAACGUCAAUUGGAAAUAUUUAGCAAUAGGAAUAAGCACUGCACAUCUUUGUAAACCCAGUGAUCACAUAAAUAAAUGGAAAGUUCUUUAGAAACAAUACUGGUUGCUCCACAAGCCAUAAAAAUUUGUCAAAAAACGAGAUGUCAUAAAUAAAAUAUCAUUACAUAAAAUGAUUAAGCGCUUUGCUGACAUCACUAGAGAGAGAGCUGUAAAUCAAGUUUUUCCAGCAACAUAAAUAUCGCCGAGCUUUCUUCUUCAAAAUUCUGCUACACAAUUAAUUACUUAAAUUCUUUUUAAUAUGCAUAAACUUAUUGUAUUUUUCAUUAAAACAAAAUUCGCAAAU